This is a messenger RNA of Myiozetetes cayanensis, 9435 nucleotides long. RefSeq names its product transmembrane protein 161B (gene TMEM161B). The transcript is spliced from 12 exons. The record is from RefSeq and is a predicted model, not a curated record. Bases 81 to 1505 code for a protein of 474 amino acids. NCBI's taxonomy places the organism in Eukaryota, Metazoa, Chordata, Aves, Passeriformes, Tyrannidae.
GGAGCGGCGAGGCCGCCGCGUGGGACCGUCGGUCUCUUGAUGAGCUCUCGGGUGUGAUAGGUGUACAGCUGGUGGUUACCAUGGUAAUGGCUAGUGUUAUACAGAAGAUCAUACCUCACUAUUCUCUUGCUCGUUGGCUUCUCUGUAGUGGCAGUUUACGGUGGUAUCAACAUCCCACUGAAGAAGAACUACGGAUUCUUGCAGGGAAGCAAAGAGGGAAGAGCAAAAAAGACAGAAAAUAUAAUGGUCAUAUUGAAAACAAGCCCUUAACCAUUCCAAAAGAUAUUGAUCUUCAUCUGGAAACAAAAUCUGUGACAGAAAGGGACACUAUUGCACUGCAUUAUUUUCCGGAAUAUCAGUGGUUGGUGGAUUUCACUGUUGCAGCUACAGUUGUGUAUGUGGUGACAGAAGCCUAUUACAGCAUUGUGAAGCCCUCACAGGAAAUGAAUAUCAGUGUAGUGUGGUGUCUGCUUGUCUUGGCUUUUGCGGUUAAGGUACUGUUUUCAUUGACUACCCAUUAUUUCAAAGUUGAGGAUGGAGGUGAAAGAUCAGUCUGUGUCACCUUUGGUUUUUUCUUCUUUGUGAAAGCAAUGGCGAUUCUCAUUGUGACAGAAAACUACCUAGAGUUUGGACUGGAAUCAGGUUUCUCAAAUUUCUCUGAAAGUGCUAUGCAGUUUCUUGAAAAACAAGGUUUGGAAUCCCAGGGUCCUGUGUCUAAACUAACCUUCAAAUUGUUCCUGGCUGUUCUGUGUUCACUUAUUGGUGCUUUUUUGACAUUCCCUGGCUUGCGACUGGCUCAAAUGCAUCUGGAUGCUCUGAAUUUAGCAACAGAAAAAAUAACACAAACAUUGCUACACAUAAACUUCUUGGCACCUUUAUUUAUGGUUCUACUGUGGGUAAAACCAAUCACUAAGGACUACAUCAUGAACCCCCCUUUGGGCAAAGAGAGCAUUCCUUUAAUGUCAGAAGAUACGUUUGACACUGUCAGGUUAUGGAUUAUAAUCCUGUUGUGCGCUUUGCGGUUGGCUAUGAUGCGCCAUCAUUUGCAGGCCUACCUGAAUUUAGCCCAGAAAAGUGUGGAUCAGAUGAAAAAGGAAGCUGGCAGAAUAAGUAUGGUUGAUUUACAGAAAAUGGUGGCUCGGGUAUUCUAUUAUCUUUGUGUAAUUGCACUGCAGUAUGUUGCACCAUUGGUAAUGCUCCUUCACACAACUCUGCUCUUGAAAACACUAGGUAAUUAUUCCUGGGGCAUCUACCCAGAACUGAAUUCUGACACUCCAGUAGAAAACAGUCUUCCCAGUUCUGUUUCUUCUGAGUCUCCACCUGCUGAUGGAAAGAUGAAAGUAACAGUAGUACAAAUAACCAUGGCUUUGGGAAGUCUAAAGAAUAUUUUCACUCCUCUCCUGUUCCGGGGACUCCUGUCUUUCCUCACCUGGUGGAUUGCUGCUUGCCUUUUUUCUACAAGCCUUUUUGGGCUCUUCUAUCACCAGUACCUGACUGUGGCAUGAACAGGUCAACUGACAAAGCAAGUGUGAGGUCAAAUGCUAGAUACAAACCCAGGUACCCAAGAGGAGUUGAAGAGAAAAGAAAACUAUAUAUGAAGAGAAAACAUAUCAUAAUUGUUUUUAAGCACUUCCUCUGUGUUCUCAGGGUGAAUAAUCUUAAAAUGUUUAAAAUCACAACUGGGUUUGUUAUUUUUGUUACCCAAAUGGUAGGUAACUAAUUGAAUUAUAGUAUUGGGACAGACUGACAUUAUUGUGUGAUAGAUGGUGGUAAGCAUGCUGAAAUGAUGCGACCUCUGAGUAUCUUGGUUUCCAUAAACAGCAAGCCAGCCUCAAAAAUUUGUGUUUUACACGUUGAAGUCAGUGACUGAACUGCAUUCAAAGGGUACUGGUUAUAGUGAUGGUGGCUGCCUAUCGAUUUAAGUCUUGAAACUGAGCCAUACUAUGAAAGGAGAAAGAGGGGAUUUAAAAAAAUUAAUUCUGUUGGAUAGCUAUUGAUCACUUUUCUCCAUGAAAAAUGAAAUAAUCCAACAGGACAGGAGAGAUACUGUAUAUUACAGUAAGGAAAGUUGUAUAAAAUUUAAAUUUAACAGGAGUAGAUGUAUGUACCUGACAGGUAUUGCUGCCUACAUAUUUUGCAGGCAUGCUUGUGCAGUAAGAAGAGAGUUAUAACAAAUAUAUUAUUUCAGUCCCUGCAGUCAUUUUGGAGUAAUGGCCAUCUGUAUUGGUGCUAAUACUGAUCCACAGAUUCCAUCUGGAUCUUUUAAAUUUCUUCUUUUGAGCUAGUAGAUAAAUUCCAUUGAAUACACAAAAUAGUAGAAAAUAAUUAGUGACAACAAUCAAACCUUUCAAAACAAAACAGUUUAAUCCUGCUGACUGAGAGUGUAUGUAUAUGUGUAAUGUGCAUAUAAAUAUAUAUUAUAUAUUAAAUAUAUAAUAUAUAUGAAGUUAUAAAAUAUGGAAUCUUUAUUUUAAAUUACUGAAUGUAUCUUACAGGGCCGUGGGAGAGGGAUGUAUGUGUAUCUAGUAAUUUCAAGAUCCCUUUUGAAAUGAAAAUUAAAUUUUUUUUGGAAGUUCAGUUGAAAGGGCUAUUUGUUUUUGGUGCCUCUUCAGAGGUACUCAGCUAUACUAAAGAACUUACACUGUCUUGGAAGAAAUGAUCUGCUUAAACUGUUAAUCUUGAAAUUUCUGCUCUGUCAGAUCAUCAUCUUUUGCCACUUUAAUCUGUGUUAACUUGGCCAUGUAAUAAGAGUUAAUAGAUCUUGUCUCCAGAAAUAGAUUUUCUGUAUAAUAAAACAGCUAUAUAGUAAGGAGGAGCAAAGCAUUAACUUUGCAAGUUUUGCUUACAUAGAGGGAUAAAUUCCAAGUAUAAAACCAUUGACAGUUUUUCAGAUGUUUUGUGUAAUUGCAAAACAGAAAGGGGAUUUAUAUGCAGUAGCUUUUUUUAAACAGUUAAUAUUACACUUUGCAGAGGUCAGUGGGUUUUUUAACUAAUACUAGCUGUUUUUAUGUUACUGUUCUUUUUCUCUUGAAUUUGUGUACAGCUUUUGCAUAUAAUAAUCAUUUAUAAAUGGAAAAGGUUAACUAAAUAUUUAAUAUGUAGCAAACCUACCAUAUGGGAAAACAAACUCAAUGAAUGCAGAAAAUCAAGAAUUUAAACUGGUGAUAAACUAUCUUACUGUGUUGAAUGCCUUUUAAGUUAUUUAUUAGUUUAUUAAACUGUGUUUAGUGAUACGGGGGAAGAUUUGUGUACACCAGCCAAUACCUACCGCAUGCAUUCGGGAUGUCUGAGAACACCUUGCAUGAUGCUACUGGUUUCAGCUCAGUGUAGUAUUUCAGUGUGACUGGUGCUGCAAGCUUUGUUGUUUUCACACCAGCUUUUUGUAACUAAUGGGGACAAAGGCUUAACUGUGAAUUGGCCUAAAGAAUAAUAUUUGACUUUAUAGAUUCAGAUCUUAAAACAUUCCUAGGAAGUACCUUUCAGAUGAACGGUAGAAUUACAAAAUAUGACAGGUCCAGCAAUACUGGACUUCCUUAUUAGUUCAAGAUAUAUCAUUACUAAUAGAAUUAACAAGGCCAGCUUUUAAGUUAGAAUUAGGUGUUCAAUGCUAAUCCUUUGUUCAGGAAAAUAAAACAAUGUAAGUGCAAUUUGGUUUGGAUAGUGAACUUGGCUGAAGACUCUCACUAUGUAGGAGAUGUAACCUGUUGUUGCAGCCUGAAGGAGUAAAUUUUAUAUAAUGGAGAAUACUUCAAAAUAAUGUUCAACAUCAGAGUUUCUGUUGGCAUAGUUAUUUAUUCUGCAAGCUUAUAAGCACAAGUGAACUGUAGUUAUAUAGUAUCGAAUUCAGCAAAGGCAGUGAGUAGAUCAUGUAGCUGAGCUUCACAGAGCUUUUGCUGAGAGCUCAUGCUGUCUUGCUAUUCCAACGUCACACUGAUCACAAUGAAAAAUAGGCACCUGGAUGUUGCUAACAUUAAGAUCAAUGCUUCUAGCCAUUGCUGUUCCAUUGUUCUGCAGAACUGAGUGGCUGACCUUCUGGUCAGCAGUCUGAUCUGAGUGGGAGAUGGUCUUUCAUUGGAUCCAUUUAAUCCUUACAUGAAUCCAGGAGGCUUAUGAAAAACUAAAAUAAGCCUUUAAAAUGUGAAGUGACAGUGAAACUAGAGGGCCUGUAUUGCUAACAUUUUGAGCAAUUAUGAGAUAUACUUAAAAAUGUCUUUUGGGAUUGUUACUUUAAUAGUCCUGACUUCCAUAUAUAUUAUGUAAGGUUCAAAGCAGUAUCUGCUCACUUCUUUAGUAAGUUCUUUUAAAAGAGUAGCUAACAAAUUCUUUCUUCUUUUGUUUCAUGGAGAUCUUUUAUCAGCACCUGGGAGUGAAGGGAAAGCAUCUUGCAAAAGUGGAAAAACAAGUAGAAUCUGACUGAAAGCUUGAUAGUUUUUAUUCAGGUUUCUGACACAUUUUAUCUUGCUUUUUCCCCAAUGCUUAAUCAUAGAAUUCUAGAAUGGUUUGGGUUGGAAUGGACCUUAAGAGUCUUCUUAUUCUAACCCCCCUGCCAUGGGCAAUGGCACCAAACCAGGUCACUCCAAGCCCCAUCAAACUUGAUCUUGAACACUUCCAGGGAUGGGGCAUCCACAGUUUCCCUGGGGAACCUGUGCCAGUGCCUCACCACCAUCACAGGGAGCAGUUUCUACCUAACACCUAAUGUAAAUCUCCCCUCUUUUAAUUUAAAACCAUUCCCCUUGUCCUGUGACACUCUGCCUGUGUAAAAAGUUGUUCUCCCUAUUUUUUAUAAGCCCAGUUUAGUACUGGAAGGCCGCAGCGAGGUCUCCCUUAAUUUCUGAGAGAUGUAAAGCUGAAAUGUGCCUUUGGCAAAUAAUCCAUAUUUGUUUAUUUCUUCAGUUCAAACCUCCCUUUCUCGGUGAUGUGACUUCUUUAGCUUGACUUUGGUCUCUGAUCUACAGUGCUUUCCUGAUGUCCCUGCUCAGAACAAACUAGGCUAAAUUUAGUUUGGUGUUGUAUUUUGACUUCUGUUGUUUUGGUUUAAAUUAAGCUAUUUUGGAAGGAUUAGUUCCUUUAAAUAGUUUAUAUAACUUUGAAUUCCAGGUGAAACAAACUUGUUAACCAUUGUUUAAACACUGCACUUUUUUAAAGUAGGUCCCUUUAGACAAAGUGUUAAGACAGUGAUAAAUCCAAGUCUUCCAGUAAGCUCAGGGAGGUCCCAGAUCUAACACCUGGGCUAUUUCUGAGUUAAAAGAAGUUGAUUAGAAAAAGGAGAAUAAAUUAUAGCAAGUCUAUUCUUCCACUUCAUAGGUGAGAUUCUCAGGCAGCACUUGUCCUCUGAGAUACUUUCUCAAGCUAUAGGAUUUGCCAGUUUUUGAGGUCUCUUUAGCCACACAUUUUUUUCCUCUUCCAGAAUUCUCUUGCAUAAGAAUCAACAGAUUAAAUAACGGGGAAAAACAGGUUGUAUUGGUACAAGAGGACAUAAUUGUACAGAGCAACAUACUUAGAAAAAAUUAAUUUUGGUGGCAGUUGUUGUUCUCCUCCUUUGAGUCACAAGUACUGCAAAAUGGUGGAUUCUUCCUUGGGUUUUGAAAAAAUGCCACGAAGAUACAUCAACACAAUUACAUAACAUAAUCUCACUCUAUGUAAAGGUUAGCGAGUACAGAAAUUUCAGCUACCUUCAAAGGAACAAUUCAGUGUUGUACUUGGUUACAGUAACUACAUCUAAGUGGUAGUAGGGGUCUUGGAUGUAUCACAUAGAAAAUUUAAUGUGAUCUUAAAGCUGUCAGAAGACUCUGCAAGGUAAAAGGCCUUAUGCCUCUUUAUUCUCAAAACUGUGCAUUUUACAGAGAAGAUUUUGAUCAAUUUUUAAAUACUAUCUUCCUGCUUUAUCACAUGACACAAUGUGCACAUUUAUUUGACAGACACAACCCCUUCCCUCCCAGACUUAACCCCACAGUUUGUCACUAUAAAGUAACUAUAUAGUUCUAGUUAAGGUUUAAGAAUUAAAUGCACGGAGAAAACGGAAAUCUUGAAUGAGAAUGAGGCCAAAGAAAAUUAUGUGUUCUCUUGGGGAUAUCUUUCUAUUAUGGCUGAGCAAAAUCUAAUGGAGGAAGGCAACAGCAGGUUAUUUGUAUCCUAAAUCAAAUAUUAAAUGUGAAUCUUUACCAUUAUGAGUAAGACUGUUAUUUUUAGCAUCUGCAGCCUAAAUCUCAAAUGGCGAGCUAAGAGCAAUAUUUUGACCUCACUGAUAUUUACUCUAAAGAGCAUCUAGGCAACAAGUUUCUGAGGCCAAAUGUCUGAUCUUGUUAAGCAGGCUGGUGCUGCAUGGCUGGUCUGUGUUUUGGGGUGAUUUUUGUGCAAGUGCUUCUUUUGGAAGGUUUGCCAUGCUUUGUGACUUGUGCAGCACUUGCAGUGAAGUGGAUGGCAUGUCUCUUCUCCACCCCUGAAUAUUAAACUAAGAGAUCUUUCUCCUCUGGGUGAGAUCGUGAGGCCAAGAUGUUAUUUCCAGGCUGCUUUUACUGACAUCUGUAUAUGCUGCACUCAACUUUUUCCAGUCUCUCACUGUGGACUGCCAGGAGAAUAAUUCUGCACUGGACGUUGUUUUGCAUGCCAGUGUGUAAGUAUUUUUAUAACUUUGAUUUCAAUGGCGUUUUUAAUGAAAAUUAUUUUUAAUCCUAACACCAUGGAUCAUACUUUCAUUUUUUAAAUUAAUAUCAGUGCCUGCAACUAGAAGUCAAACACUUCUACACUAAUUUUUUUUAAACUUGAUGUCCAUACUGAAGUAUUCACAAGUAUACAGUUUUAUAUCGAAGUGCAAAAACCACCUGUAAAUACCAAACUUCUCCAUAUGAUCACACGUCAGUCAAGAACCUUGAUUUAUAUUUGCAGCAUUUCUCUCAUAAGUAUGCUAUCCAUGUGAGUGCUCUUUAUAAAACACACAUUUCAGUAGAGUUUUGAGUAGCUUUUUACGAACUCCUUAAUGGUAGGUCAUUACUGUUUUAUAAUGCUGCAAAAUACUUUUUAAAACCUGGCUUAAAAUUUUUGUGCUUAAAGUCAACCUUGUUCUCUCUAUUCAUAGUAAUUCAGCCUCCCAUACAUGUUCUAAGCUUCAAGAAUACAUAUUUAUAGUAUUUUUGAUAAAAACCUGGGAUGAAGAAAAAUGCACCAAAAAAUUGUAUUUCAUAAUUACCCAUGUAGUUCAUACCCAUGUCAUGAUGUGCCAACAAACAGUUUUUAUUUUUCCUGUCUUUGGUCAUUCCUUUGUCCCAUUGUUAACAAUCUUGCAUAUUUUCAGUAUGUCAGGUUUACUAGGAGGGAUAUACAUCGAGAAAUACUCUAAUGUUUCAGUCUUCCCAUUUAUGUGAGCAAAUAUUAACGUAAAGAUUUCUCAUAAGGUAGACUUGUUACAAAUUGCACAGGGAACAUCCUCCGAGUUGUAAAUAUUUUACUUUAAAUAUGUCUCUUUGUUGCUGGGAACACACAAAUUCAGUGUUGUUGUUCUGUUAAUAGUUUGGUGUUUUUUUUUUUUUUUUUUUUGUCUUUUAAGUGAAAAGCACAUAAUACUUUCUACUCUACAACAAACCUAAGAUGAAAAGACUCCCCUCCCUUCAUUUCAGUAUUUGACAAACGGGAAAGACUCUAAUAUUAUUUAUGUAAAUUCUAGCUUCCUCUUAUUGCUACAUUACUGUUAAAAUCCAAUUUUUAUAGUUACAGCUUUAAAAGUACUAAGACUGUCAUGCCUCACAGCGAAGAUGGUGUCAAGUGGCAUUUGCUUUAUAUUGAUCUGGUAUUGCAUUACCUGCUGCUUCAAAACAACUUGCCUCCUAUACUUUUAGAGGUUCAUCAGGAUCUGUGAACAGGAGAGUGCAGCACAUGUUGGAAAAGCUCUAUUUUCGGUUCAGAUUUUUUGGCUUUGUUUUUAGUGGCGUGGAUAAUACUUAGGUACAAUUACUGCAAAUAAUAAACAACCUCCAGUAACAUUGCAUUCUUUUUGUACACUGUAAAGUGCCUAAUCAUGGGUGAUCCUGCUAGCCCUGCCGUUUGCUGUGAAAUUGUUUCCAUACAGUUUUUUGGCAUAUGUAAUGUCCGUUUGUGGUUUUGAAUUAUUACACAGUGGAGGCAAAGAAGAUUUUGAAGAAAUAUUAUCCAUUCCUGUUACUUAAAUGGUAAUCUAACAGCUUUGCCCAUAUCUAACUGGUAAUUUAACACCCUGCUGCCACCUGUGCACUGUGUUUCUGGUUUUAUGAUUGAGAGAGGAUUUACAAGAUUCUGAAAGGUUGACUUACAAGUUUUGUAGUGACACCCUGGGUGUUAAUUAUACCCCAGUUGUGCAGGCACAUGGGUGACUUCCUCCAGGUAAGUUGUUCUGCUUGAGCUCAGAAAGGCUACUCUGAAGUUCACAGAGUCUGUAUGGAUUCAGAGCACAAAGAGUACCAAGUGUAGUAUGGCUGACUGACACCAAGCAAAUCAGCUCCAGAAAGUUACACUUGGUACCCUUUUGUAGAAUACUGUUAGGGUAUUGAAGAGGGAAACCACCCUUACCUUUCAAUUGCUUCUCCACCUCCAAGAAUGCAAGAACUGAAGGUGGAACCUGCCUGCUCUGGUUCAGCAGGGAAAUUAAACAAGUGAGGAAACAUCAGGUGCCUGCUCCUGAGUUAAUUAUGCAUUCUAAAUGUGAAGUGCUUCUAAGUUGAGAUGGUGUUGCCAAUUCAAAUCUACCAAAGGAAGCCUUUUUCCAAGAGAGGCUUAAAACAGCAUGUUGAGCUUUUAGCUCUAAAAUGUGGCUGUAGCAAUCCACUGUAUGUAGUACACUGUUGGGGAAAACUUGUUCUAGUAAGCUUGCUAAACAUUUCCUUACACUAUUUAUAAGAAAUCACAUUACUUUUUUUACUGUAGAGCAUUUAAGAAGCUGGUUUUGUCUUGCUCAGGCAGCAUUUUAUAUAAAUGUGAAAAUAGUAAGGAUUGGUUUGUCAUCUAAAUGCCUAAAUCCCUUUAACAACAGUCAGUUUUGCAAAGUCGAAGCAAGGUUAUACUUUCUUACUCCCUUUUCAUUGUGCCGAAAUGUUAUAGUUUAACUUUGCUUUUAUAAUGCACACAUUAUUAAAAUUAAUUUUAUAUCUAUUAGUUGUUAAUGGUAAUACCACAGCAAAUCUACGAGAAACUGUGAUAUCUGCUGUAUAUCAACUGGCCCCAUCAACUUGCUUGCCUUUGUAAAGCAUUGAUCCAUGUUGGACAUUUAAUGUCUACUGCAGUGAUGCUCUUAUAGUAUUUUAGUAUCCCUACAUGUACUCUGCAUGUCUUGCACUUGUGCACUGUAAAAGACUGUUUUACAGUACUUUAGGUUGAAAAAACCCCUUUCAUUAUUUUAUAUAGUAUUUCCCAUAUCCAAAAUAGGACAAUUUCUAAAGCCAAAGAUCAAUAAAUGUUUAUUGUCUAUCA